AUGGAAGUAUAUCGUUCAGUUCUUCUUUUUGUAUAUGUCGGGAGUUGUGGUAGUGUAUAUUUCCGUUGGCGACAUCUGAUAAUGUUCACGGAUGUGAUCGCCACUUUUUUCAUUAUGCGGUACAUUUUUAAGAGUGUCCACCAUAGACAUGUGAAAAGUGGUGAUGAUAAUCUGCAAAAGAUGAGUGUGAGCAGAGAAGCGAAGACGAUUGCGAUGAUAUUGACAUUGAUAACUGUAGAGAUGUUCCUAACAUAG
Messenger RNA from Haemonchus placei, 255 nucleotides. The record is from the annotation of a GenBank genome assembly. Lineage: Eukaryota; Metazoa; Nematoda; Chromadorea; Rhabditida; Trichostrongylidae.